UUGCUCGGUCUCCGGGUUUCCGCUCCGUCGGUCGCCCCCUCAGGGAGUGGCUGCGGGAGGUGCACGGUCGGCCCGGGGCUGACACGACCCGCGCCGGGACGCUGGCGACCCUGUCACGCGCCCCGGGUGGUUCGCCUCUCAUGGCGAGGUUCUGGGUCUGCGCGGCCGCCGCCGUCUUCUCGCUGGCGUUUCUGAUUCUGCACUCCUGCUACUGCGGCCCUCCAAUGUUAAGGAGCUUUGUUUUUGUAAAUCGCUGGACCCCCGAGAAACCCCUUUACCGACUGGACCUGGACUGGCCGAAGUAUUCCGAAAUGUUCACUGGAACACCGUUCUGCGUUGCGGUUGAUUCAGCCAACGGGUUGGUUUACGUCGCCCAAAGAGGGGAUAACAUCCCAAAGAUCUUAGUGUUGUCAGAGGACGGACAUUUACUACGAGCCUGGAAUUACACAGUUGACACACCUCAUGGCAUGUUUGCAGCCAGCACACCAUACGAACAAACUGUCUGGAUCACGGAUGUAGGAAGUGGAUCCUUUGGUCAUACUGUUAAAAUGUACAAUUCCUUUGGUGACCUUGUUCAAGUCUUGGGCACCCCAGGCAAAAAAGGCACAGACUUGAAUCCCCUGCAGUUUGACAACCCUGCAGAAUUGUACAUUGAGGAUACGGGAGAGAUUUACAUUGUGGAUGGAGAUGGAGGGCUGAAUAACAGACUGUUGAAGCUGUCCCCAGAUUUCAUGAUGCUCUGGCUGCAUGGUGAAAGUGGCACAGGGCCCACUCACUUCAACAUACCUCACAGCGUGACCGUCGACUCUGCUGGUCGGGUAUGGGUUGCCGACCGAGGAAAUAAAAGAAUCCAAAUGUUUGAUAAAGUCACCGGGGAGUGGUUAGGCAUGUGGGAUGAUUGCUUCACAGAAGAGGGACCGUCUUCAGUCAGGUUUACUGCUGAUGGGAAGUACGUGUUUUUCGCUCAGCUAAAUCUCAGCCGCCUCUCCUUUGUGGCUGCGCCCCCAGCAGGAAGCGUCGGCCGCUGCUCUGUGGUCAGCACCAUCCAACUUGCGGAUCAGGUUUCGCCCCACCUUGUGGACGUGGACAGGAAGACAGGAGCCAUCUACGUAGCAGAGAUUGGAGCCAAACAAGUACAAAAAUACAUCCCUUCAAGUAGCUAGCUCUUCCUCUUCUCUGGGCUCCUAGUUUUUCUUUGCCUGGACAUCGAUCUUUCUAUGUGGAAGCUCCAAUUCUCAUGUCGAUUGCAAGAACACUUUCCUCUCUUUUUACCAGAGUUAGUAUUAGAAAGGUUUAUUUUUUAUAUUGGUAUGAAUCAGGUUUUGCUGCUGAUCUUGAGAAUUCAUUUUACUUGUAAGUGCAUAGAAAAAUAUUGUAAAGCAAGAAAUGUAAUUCUAGGUAAUAGAUCUGACGUGAGGAAGGACGGAAGUCGUGACUUAGUUUCCCUGGGAAACCCGGAAUGAUUGUGAGCCUGGAGGAUGUUUUCCUGAAUUCCAUGGGGAGUAUUGUCAACCUCAUAGCUUGAUCACUUUUUAGAAGGCAAACACCUGAGGGGUUAGAGGCAGGUGUGCUCAUUAUUUUAAAUACUAAAUUUGAGAUUCAUAAAUGGAAAGACCAGGGCUCCUCUGCCUUUAGAUUGGCUUUUAAUCCAACGGAGAGAAACAGUUGUACGUUUACUGUGAACUUUGGCCUUUUUAUAGCCCAACUUUGCUUGGACCUUGAGCUUUAAGAUACUGAAUAUCACCUUUUAAAUGAAAUAAAAAGGCAUCUAAGCACUUUACUGAAAGGGAUUUUUACAAAUAACUGUAUUUUUAAAUAUAUAUAUUGGAAAACCUCAAAUAUGGGGCAUCUCUGUGUUUCCUCAUUUCUUUGUUUAACAUCAACACCAUUCCUUCAUGGCAUUGUCUACCUCUAAGAAGUGUCAGGAUAAUAAUUUAUAUGGAAAUGUGUGCCAAACCUUCCCUCCACCUACCCCCUGUCAAGUCUGAGGAUUGGCUUCCCAAAUAAAAGUUUUCUGGUUGGUUCUAGUGUA
Messenger RNA from Echinops telfairi (small Madagascar hedgehog), 2032 nucleotides. RefSeq names its product NHL repeat containing 3 (gene NHLRC3). The transcript is spliced from 7 exons. Bases 141 to 1163 code for a protein of 340 amino acids. Gene Ontology annotation, biological process: proteasome-mediated ubiquitin-dependent protein catabolic process; negative regulation of translation; protein polyubiquitination. Gene Ontology annotation, molecular function: translation repressor activity; ubiquitin protein ligase activity; protein binding. Lineage: Eukaryota; Metazoa; Chordata; Mammalia; Afrosoricida; Tenrecidae. The record is from RefSeq and is a predicted model, not a curated record.